AUGCCAAGUUUGGUCCCGGUCCAUCGUUGGUGGAGUCCAGAGUGUUCUUUGAGUGCAGGUGAACUAUACAUCCCAGUAUCUACAACUCCUAAAUGUCAAAGCCAAUUCCCUCCAGUUCCCUCCAAUAUGCCCAGUUUGGUCCCGGUCCAUCGUUGGUGGAGUCCAGAGUGUUCUUUGAGUGCAGGUGAACUAUACAUCCCAGUAUCUACAACUCCUAAAUGUCAAAGCCAAUUCCCUCCAGUUCCCUCCAAUAUGCCCAGUUUGGUCCCGGUCCAUCGUUGGUGGAGUCCAGAGUGUUCUUUGAGUGCAGGUGAACUAUACAUCCCAGUAUCUACAACUCCUAAAUGUCAAAGCCAAUUCCCUCCAGUUCCCUCCAAUAUGCCCAGUUUGGUCCCGGUCCAUCGUUGGUGGAGUCCAGAGUGUUCUUUGAGUGCAGGUGAACUAUACAUCCCAGUAUCUACAACUCCUAAAUGUCAAAGCCAAUUCCCUCCAGUUCCCUCCAAUAUGCCCAGUUUGGUCCCGGUCCAUCGUUGGUGGAGUCCAGAGUGUUCUUUGAGUGCAGGUGAACUAUACAUCCCAGUAUCUACAACUACUAAAUGUCAAAGCCAAUUCCCUCCAGUUCCCUCCAAUAUGCCCAGUUUGGUCCCGGUCCAUCGUUGGUGGAGUCCAGAGUGUUCUUUGAGUGCAGGUGAACUAUACAUCCCAGUAUCUACAACUCCUAAAUGUCAAAGCCAAUUCCCUCCAGUUCCCUCCAAUAUGCCCAGUUUGGUCCCGGUCCAUCGUUGGUGGAGUCCAGAGUGUUCUUUGAGUACAGGUGAACUAUACAUCCCAGUAUCUACAACUACUAAAUGUCAAAGCCAAUUCCCUCCAGUUCCCUCCAAUAUGCCCAGUUUGGUCCCGGUCCAUCGUUGGCGGAGUCCAGAGUGUUCUUUGAGUACAGGUGAACUAUACAUCCCAGUAUCUACAACUCCUAAAUGUCAAAGCCAAUUCCCUCCAGUUCCCUCCAAUAUGCCCAGUUUGGUCCCGGUCCAUCGUUGGUGGAGUCCAGAGUGUUCUUUGAGUGCAGGUGAACUAUACAUCCCAGUAUCUACAACUCCUAAAUGUCAAAGCCAAUUCCCUCCAGUUCCCUCCAAUAUGCCCAGUUUGGUCCCGGUCCAUCGUUGGUGGAGUCCAGAGUGUUCUUUGAGUACAGGUGAACUAUACAUCCCAGUAUCUACAACUACUAAAUGUCAAAGCCAAUUCCCUCCAGUUCCCUCCAAUAUGCCCAGUUUGGUCCCGGUCCAUCGUUGGUGGAGUCCAGAGUGUUCUUUGAGUGCAGGUGAACUAUACAUCCCAGUAUCUACAACUCCUAAAUGUCAAAGCCAAUUCCCUCCAGUUCCCUCCAAUAUGCCCAGUUUGGUCCCGGUCCAUCGUUGGUGGAGUCCAGAGUGUUCUUUGAGUACAGGUGAACUAUACAUCCCAGUAUCUACAACUACUAAAUGUCAAAGCCAAUUCCCUCCAGUUCCCUCCAAUAUGCCCAGUUUGGUCCCGGUCCAUCGUUGGUGGAGUCCAGAGUGUUCUUUGAGUGCAGGUGAACUAUACAUCCCAGUAUCUACAACUCCUAAAUGUCAAAGCCAAUUCCCUCCAGUUCCCUCCAAUAUGCCCAGUUUGGUCCCGGUCCAUCGUUGGUGGAGUCCAGAGUGUUCUUUGAGUACAGGUGAACUAUACAUCCCAGUAUCUACAACUCCUAAAUGUCAAAGCCAAUUCCCUCCAGUUCCCUCCAAUAUGCCCAGUUUGGUCCCGGUCCAUCGUUGGUGGAGUCCAGAGUGUUCUUUGAGUGCAGGUGAACUAUACAUCCCAGUAUCUACAACUCCUAAAUGUCAAAGCCAAUUCCCUCCAGUUCCCUCCAAUAUGCCCAGUUUGGUCCCGGUCCAUCGUUGGUGGAGUCCAGAGUGUUCUUUGAGUGCAGGUGAACUAUACAUCCCAGUAUCUACAACUCCUAAAUGUCAAAGCCAAUUCCCUCCAGUUCCCUCCAAUAUGCCCAGUUUGGUCCCGGUCCAUCGUUGGUGGAGUCCAGAGUGUUCUUUGAGUACAGGUGAACUAUACAUCCCAGUAUCUACAACUACUAAAUGUCAAAGCCAAUUCCCUCCAGUUCCCUCCAAUAUGCCCAGUUUGGUCCCGGUCCAUCGUUGGUGGAGUCCAGAGUGUUCUUUGAGUGCAGGUGAACUAUACAUCCCAGUAUCUACAACUCCUAAAUGUCAAAGCCAAUUCCCUCCAGUUCCCUCCAAUAUGCCCAGUUUGGUCCCGGUCCAUCGUUGGUGGAGUCCAGAGUGUUCUUUGAGUGCAGGUGAACUAUACAUCCCAGUAUCUACAACUCCUAAAUGUCAAAGCCAAUUCCCUCCAGUUCCCUCCAAUAUGCCCAGUUUGGUCCCGGUCCAUCGUUGGUGGAGUCCAGAGUGUUCUUUGAGUACAGGUGAACUAUACAUCCCAGUAUCUACAACUACUAAAUGUCAAAGCCAAUUCCCUCCAGUUCCCUCCAAUAUGCCCAGUUUGGUCCCGGUCCAUCGUUGGUGGGGUCCAGAGUGUUCUUUGAGUGCAGGUGAACUAUACAUCCCAGUAUCUACAACUCCUAAAUGUCAAAGCCAAUUCCCUCCAGUUCCCUCCAAUAUGCCCAGUUUGGUCCCGGUCCAUCGUUGGUGGAGUCCAGAGUGUUCUUUGAGUGCAGGUGAACUAUACAUCCCAGUAUCUACAACUCCUAAAUGUCAAAGCCAAUUCCCUCCAGUUCCCUCCAAUAUGCCCAGUUUGGUCCCGGUCCAUCGUUGGUGGAGUCCAGAGUGUUCUUUGAGUACAGGUGAACUAUACAUCCCAGUAUCUACAACUCCUAAAUGUCAAAGCCAAUUCCCUCCAGUUCCCUCCAAUAUGCCCAGUUUGGUCCCGGUCCAUCGUUGGUGGAGUCCAGAGUGUUCUUUGAGUACAGGUGAACUAUACAUCCCAGUAUCUACAACUACUAAAUGUCAAAGCCAAUUCCCUCCAGUUCCCUCCAAUAUGCCCAGUUUGGUCCCGGUCCAUCGUUGGUGGAGUCCAGAGUGUUCUUUGAGUGCAGGUGAACUAUACAUCCCAGUAUCUACAACUCCUAAAUGUCAAAGCCAAUUCCCUCCAGUUCCCUCCAAUAUGCCCAGUUUGGUCCCGGUCCAUCGUUGGUGGAGUCCAGAGUGUUCUUUGAGUACAGGUGAACUAUACAUCCCAGUAUCUACAACUACUAAAUGUCAAAGCCAAUUCCCUCCAGUUCCCUCCAAUAUGCCCAGUUUGGUCCCGGUCCAUCGUUGGUGGGGUCCAGAGUGUUCUUUGAGUGCAGGUGAACUAUACAUCCCAGUAUCUACAACUCCUAAAUGUCAAAGCCAAUUCCCUCCAGUUCCCUCCAAUAUGCCCAGUUUGGUCCCGGUCCAUCGUUGGUGGAGUCCAGAGUGUUCUUUGAGUACAGGUGAACUAUACAUCCCAGUAUCUACAACUACUAAAUGUCAAAGCCAAUUCCCUCCAGUUCCCUCCAAUAUGCCCAGUUUGGUCCCGGUCCAUCGUUGGUGGAGUCCAGAGUGUUCUUUGAGUGCAGGUGAACUAUACAUCCCAGUAUCUACAACUCCUAAAUGUCAAAGCCAAUUCCCUCCAGUUCCCUCCAAUAUGCCCAGUUUGGUCCCGGUCCAUCGUUGGUGGAGUCCAGAGUGUUCUUUGAGUACAGGUGAACUAUACAUCCCAGUAUCUACAACUACUAAAUGUCAAAGCCAAUUCCCUCCAGUUCCCUCCAAUAUGCCCAGUUUGGUCCCGGUCCAUCGUUGGUGGAGUCCAGAGUGUUCUUUGAGUGCAGGUGAACUAUACAUCCCAGUAUCUACAACUCCUAAAUGUCAAAGCCAAUUCCCUCCAGUUCCCUCCAAUAUGCCCAGUUUGGUCCCGGUCCAUCGUUGGUGGAGUCCAGAGUGUUCUUUGAGUGCAGGUGAACUAUACAUCCCAGUAUCUACAACUCCUAAAUGUCAAAGCCAAUUCCCUCCAGUUCCCUCCAAUAUGCCCAGUUUGGUCCCGGUCCAUCGUUGGUGGAGUCCAGAGUGUUCUUUGAGUGCAGGUGAACUAUACAUCCCAGUAUCUACAACUCCUAAAUGUCAAAGCCAAUUCCCUCCAGUUCCCUCCAAUAUGCCCAGUUUGGUCCCGGUCCAUCGUUGGUGGGGUCCAGAGUGUUCUUUGAGUACAGGUGAACUAGAAAUUCCAGAACCUACAACUCCCAAAUGUCAAGGCCAAUUCCCUCCAGUUCCCUCCAGUAUGCCAAGUUUGGUCCCAGUCCAUCAUUGGUGGGGUCCAGAAUGUUCUUUGAGGACAGGUGAACUAUAAAUCCCAGUACCUACAACUCCCAAAUAUCAAGGCCAAUUCCCCACAAAUCCCUCUAGUAUGCCAAGUUUGGUCCCGGUCCAUCAUUGGUGGGGUCCAGAAUGUUCUUUGAGGACAGGUGAACUAUAAAUCCCAGUACCUACAACUCCCAAAUGUCAAGGCCAAUUCCGCCCAAAUCCCUCCAGUAUGCCAAGUUUGGUCCACGUCCAUCACUGGUGGGGUCCAGAAUGUUCUUUGAGUGCAGGUGAACUAUAAAUCCCAGUACCUACAACUCCCAAAUGUCAAGGCCAAUUCCCCACAAAUCCCUCUAGUAUGCCAAGUUUGGUCCACGUCCAUCAUUGGUGGGGUCCAGAGUGUUCUUUGAGGACAGGUGAACUAUAAAUCCCAGUACCUACAACUCCCAAAUGUCAAGGCCAAUUCCGCCCAAAUCCCUCCAGUAUGCCAAGUUUGGUCCAGGUCCAUCAUUGGUGGGGUCCAGAGUGUUCUUUGAGGACAGGUGAACUAUACAUCCCAGUACCUACAACUCCCAAAUGUCAAGGCCAAUUCCCUCCAGUUCCUUCUAGUAUGCUAAGUUUGGUCCUGGUCCAUCGUUGGUGGGGUACAGAGUGUUCUUUGAGUGCAGGUGAACUAUAAAUCCCAGGACCUACAACUCCCAAAUGUCAAGGCCAAUUCCGCCCAAAUCCCUCCAGUAUGCCAAGUUUGGUCCAGGUCCAUCAUUGGUGGGGUCCAGAGUGUUCUUUGAGUGCAGGUGAACUAUACAUCCCAGUACCUACAACUCCCAAAUGUCAAGGCCAAUUCCCUCCAGUUCCUUCUAGUAUGCUAAGUUUGGUCCUGGUCCAUCGUUGGUGGGGUACAGAGUGUUCUUUGAGUGCAGGUGAACUAUAAAUCCCAGGACCUACAACUCCCAAAUGUCAAGGCCAAUUCCGCCCAAAUCCCUCCAGUAUGCCAAGUUUGGUCCCGGUCCAUCGUUGGGAGAUGUCACAGAUUGGAGAUCAUGACAGUGGGGUCCAGAGUGUUCUUUGAUUGUAGGUGAACUAUAAAUCCCAGGACCUACAACUCCCAAAUGUCAAGGCCAAUUCCCUCCAGUUCCUUCUAGUAUGCUAAGUUUGGUCCUGGUCUAUCGUUGGUGGAGUCCAGAGUGUUCUUUGAGUGCAGGUGAACUAGAAAUCCCAGUAUCUACAACUCCUAAAUGUCAAAGCCAAUUCCCUCCAGUUCCCUCCAGUAUGCCCAGUUUGGUCCCGGUCCAUCGUUGGUGGGGUCCAGAGUGUUCUUUGAGUACAGGUGAACUAUAAAUCCCAGUACCUACAACUCCCAAAUAUCAAGGCCAAUUCCCCACAAAUGCCUCUAGUAUGCCAAGUUUGGUCCCGGUCCAUCAUUGGUGGGGUCCAGAGUGUUCUUUGAGUGCAGGUGAACUAGAAAUUCCAGAACCUACAACUCCCAAAUGUCAAGGCCAAUUCCCUCCAGUUCCCUCCAGUAUGCCAAGUUUGGUCCCAGUCCAUCAUUGGUGGGGUCCAGAAUGUUCUUUGAGGACAGGUGAACUAUAAAUCCCAGUACCUACAACUCCCAAAUAUCAAGGCCAAUUCCGCCCAAAUCCCUCCAGUAUGCCAAGUUUGGUCCCGGUCCAUCGUUGGGAGAGGUCACAGAUUGGAGAUCAUGACAGUGGGGUCCAGAGUGUUCUUUGAUUGUAGGUGAACUAUAAAUCCCAGGACCUACAACUCCCAAAUGUCAAGGCCAAUUCCCUCCAGUUCCUUCUAGUAUGCUAAGUUUGGUCCUGGUCCAUCGUUGGUGGGGUCCAGAGUGUUCUUUGAGUGCAGGUGAACUAGAAAUUCCAGAACCUACUACUCCCAAAUGUCAAGGCCAAUUCCAUCCAAAUCCAUCCAGUAUGUUUUGUUGGUCAUGGAAGGUCUGUGUCCCAAAUGUGGUCCUGGUCCAUUGUCGGUGGGGGUCACAGUGCUGUGUCUUGAUGCAGGGUGAACUACAACUUCCAUAUUAUUAUUAUUAUUAUUAUUAUUAUUAUUAUUAUUAUUUUAUCAUAUGACACAGCAAACAAGAUAGAUAUGCUGGAUUUCGUAUCACAAAACCACAAGUCGAACACUUCCCAAGUGUCUAGGACUGUGUGAUAUAUUAUUAUUAUUAUUAUUAUUAUUAUUAUUAUUAUUAUUAUUAUUAUUAUGACACAGCAAACAAGAUAGAUAUGCUGGAUUUCGUAUCACAAAAUCACAAGUCAAACACUUCCCAAGUGUCUAGGACUGUGUGAUGUAUAUUAUUAUUAUUAUUAUUAUUAUUAUUAUUAUUAUUAUUAUUAUUAUUAUUAUUAUGACACAGCAAACAAGAUAGAUAUGCUGAAUUUCGUAUCACAAAACCACAAGUCGAACACUUCCCAAGUGUCUAGGACUGUGUGAUGUAUUUUCGGAUGAUGUGCGCAGAUCCCAGUCGGGUGGCCUUUUGCAGUUGGCAGAUCAUAAUGUUGUCAAUGCCUAUUGUUUCCAAAUACCGGCUGAGAUCUUUUGGCAUGGCACCCAGUGUGCCCAUCACCACCGGGACCGCCUGCACUGGUUUCUGCCAGAGUCUUUGAAGUUCAGUCUUGAGGUCCUGAUAGCGGCUGAGUUUUUCCUGUUGUUUUUCGUCACCUGGGAUGGCGACAUCCAUGAUCCAAACCUUUUUCUUCUCCACAACUGUGAUGUCUGGUGUGUUGUGUUCCAGAACUUUGUCAGUCUGGAUUCAGAAGUCCCACAGUAUCUUUGCGUGUUCAUUUUCCAAUACUUUUGCAGGUUUGUGAUCCCACCAGUUCUUUACUGCUGGGAGGUGGUACUUGAGGCAUAAGUUGUUGUUGUUGUUAUUAUUAUUAUUGUUGUUGUUGUUGUUAUUGUCGGGGGUGCUUUGAAUGCGAUUUCCUGCUUCUUGGCAGAAUGGGGUUGGACUGGAUGGCCCAUGAGGUCUCUUCCAACUCUACUGUUCUAUGACUCUAUGAUUCUAUCAUGUGGAAUCAGUACCUCAAACUCCUCCAGUAUGUUCAGUUUCUGCUCAGUCCUGCUCUGUUUGUUAUGCAGACAGUUGAAAAGAGUAGGAAAGGGUUAAGGGAGAGGUAGUGGGCGGGGUCAUGCAAAUUCCACAGCAGUGGAGAGAGUAAGGAACUCUGGGAUGCCAGUUGUGGAGGAAAACCAUGAAAUAUCGGAUAGGAAAUCCUUGACUUGGGUGGGGGGGUUGUAUGGUGUUUGUGGGGGACACGGGCAGGGUUUGGGCUCCAUGUUCAUGGUGCUCACUAUAACCUGAAGUGUCAUUGGAGGAGGUGCUUUUGGUGGCUCCUCAGCACUGUGGAUUAUAACUCUUUGUGGAGGUGGGAGGCUAUCUGUGUAAGUUGACACUUUUAUUAUGUGUAUAGAUAGAUUACGUGGUCACAGUGUACCAGAGUUGCAUUGGAGGACCUAGAGAUUGGUGGGUAGUGUAUCAUAAAAUCAUCCGGUGGACGUGGCCAAUCCAUAGAAAAACUAUUUUCCUCCAGAUGUGGCUUUGUGAAACUGGAUAUCGUUUCUGCGGUUAUGGGGGUCUUCUUGUAUUUGAAUUAACAAGUGUCCACUAAUGGAAGGAUAACAAUGUAUUAAAUGUCAUUAAACAUUGUAUUGGGUUUUUAUAUUGUUCUGUCCGGGGUUGGCCCCAUGUAAGCCGCCCCGAGUCCCUUCGGGGAGAUGGGGCGGGGUAUAAGAAUAAAAUUAUUAUUAUUAUUAUUAUUAUUAUUAUUAUUAUUAUUAUUAUUGACACAAAGACAAGAGUAUGACACAGCAAACGAGAUCUAUAUGCUGGAUUUCGUAUCACAAAAUCACAAGUCGAACACUUCCCAAGUGUCUAGGACUGUGUGAUGUAUUAUUAUUAUUAUUAUUAUUAUUAUUAUUAUUAUUAUUAUCAACACAACGACGUUGUAUGGCACAGCAAACAAGAUAGAUAUGCUGGAUUUCGUUUCGCAAAACCACAAGUCGAACACUUCCCAAGUGUCUAGGACUGUGUGAUGUAUUUUCUGAUGAUGUGUGCAGAUCCCAGUAGGGUGGCCUUUUGCAGUUGGCAGAUGGUGAUUUUGUCAAUGUCUAUUGUUUCCAAAUGCUGGCUGAGAUCUUUUGGCACAGCACCCAGUGUGCCCAUCACCACCGGGACCGGAAUAAUAAUAAUAAUAAAAAAAUUAUUAUUAUUAUUAUUAUUAUGUACAAUAAAUGAAUAUAAAUUUCAGAUAAAUGGUUACAAAUGACAAUCAAACUGUUGCAUUCACAGGAUGAUGAAUGGUAGUUGCAUUCACAAUGGAGUAAACUUUCUUGUUUACUUUCUUGUUUCUUCAUAAAAGAUGAGUAGAGCCCUGAUCCACAACCGGUUUCGACUACCUAUAGUCUUUGUCUGGUGGUAGGGUCUGCUAGUAUUGGGUAACAUUAAUACAAUUGUACAAAGUGUUUUCUGGCUUAGUAAAAUUGACGGCUAUUAAUGCAUACUACAGUAGAGUCUCACUUAUCCAUCAUAAACGGGCCGGCAGAAUGUUGGAUAUGCAAAAAUGUUGGAUAAUAAGGAGGGAUUAAGGAAAAGCCUAUUAAACAUCAAAUUGGGUUAUGAUUUUACAAAUUAAGCACCAAAACAUCAUGUUUUACAACAAAUUUGGCAGAAAAAGUAGUUCAAUACGCAGUAAUGCUAUGUAGUAAUUACUGUAUUUACGAAUUUAGCACCAAAAUAUCACGAUGUAUUGAAAACAUUGACCACAAAAAUGGAUUGGAUAAUCCAGAGGCUUGGAUAAGCGAGGCUUGGAUUAGUGAGACUCUACUGUAUAGACAUAAUAUCUUUUCAUUAUUUUAUUUUUAUCCAUUCUGUGUUUAAUGUAUCAAGAGAACAACUUGUAAGCCACUGUAUGUUCCCAAGAGGUUCCACGAUAUCUAUGAAAGACUUUACAGUUCAUUGAGAACAUUCUUGAAUUGUUUAAACUAAAUAACAAAAGUAAGUAGUAUGCAUUAAGAGGUAUCAAUUUUACUAAGCCAGAAAACACUUUGUACAAUUGUAUUAAUGUUACUCAAUACUAAUAUUAAUAAUAAUAAUAAUAAUAAUAAUAAUAAUAAUAAUAAUAAUAAUAAUAAAACUUUAUUUAUACCCCGCCACCAUCUCCCCGUGGGCACUCAGGGCGGCUUACAUGGGGCAGAGGCCCAAACAACAUAGGACAAAAUAUAGGCAACAUAAUACAAAUCACACUAUAAAAAGAUAAAACAGUAAUACAAUAUAUCAAUUAAAACAAAAAUACAGGAUAAAAAAAUUGCAUUUAAAACAAUACCAGCAGACCCUACCACCAGACGAAGACUAUAAGUAGUCAAAACCGAUUGUGGAUCAGGGGUCUACUCAUCUUUUAUGAAGAAACAAGAAAAUAAACAAGAAAGUUUACUCCGUUGUGAAUGUAACUACCAUUCAUCAUAUUGUGAAUGCAACAGUUUGAUUGUCAUUUGUAACCAUUUAUCUAAAAUUUAUAUUCAUUUAUUGUACACAAUACAAUGUUUAAAGACAUUUAAUACAUUGUUAUUAUUCCAUUAGUGGACACUUGUUAGUUCAAGCCCUUGGGAACCCAUUUUUUCUUAUGGUCUUCUUGUAUUUGCCAUGAAUUUUAGCUUUUUUUCUCCACCCCUUCCCAACCAAAACAGUGCUUCACUGCAAAGCGUCUGCUUGUGUGUUUCCCUUUGCUGCGCAUGUUCUCCUUCUCGAGUCCAUGCGCAGAGACACCAUUAACGGCUUACUUACUUACGCGAUCCCUCGUAGUUUGAGGAUGAUUGUCUUCCAUCUUGGGGAUGGAUCCGUAGGUGGCUGAAGAGACCUAUUCUUGAUCUGCAUCUUCUCCCUUCCGCAGUAAGGACAUCGGUUUCCAGACGGAAGGCAGUCCCGGUCGGGGUUGGCUUGACGCUCCUUCCUCUUGGCACGUUUCUCCCUUCAGCCCUCCGUUCGUGCCUCUUCGAACUCCGCAGCACUGCUGGUCACAGCUGACCUCCAGUUAGAGCACUCAAGGACCAGGGCUUCCCAGUUCUCAGUCUCUCUGCCACAGUUUUUAAGGUUGGCUUUGGGCCCAUCUUUCAAUCUCUUUUCCUGCCCACCAACAUUCCGUUUCCCAUUCUUGAGUUCGGAGUUUGGGAGACGGUGAUCUUUGGGCAUUCGGACAACGUGGCCUUCAGUCCAGCGGAGUUGAUGGCGUAGGAGCAUCACUUCAAUGCUGGUGGUCUUUGCUUCUUCUUCCACCACGCUGGCAUUUGUCCGCCUGUCUUCCCAAGAGAUUGGCAGGAUUUUCCUGAGGCAACGCUGAUGGAAUCGCUCCAGGAGUUUGGUGUGACGUCUGUAGACAGUCCACGUUUCGCAGGCGUAGAGCAGGGUUGGGAGGGGAAUGGCUUUGUAAACAAGCACCUUGGUCUCUCUACGGAUGUCCCGGUCAUCAAACACUCUCUGCUUCAUUCGAAAAAAUGCUGCGCUCGCAGAGCUCAGGCAGUGUUGUAUUUCAGUGUCAUCUGUAGACCGUCCACGUUUUGCAGGCGUAGAGCAGGGUUGGGAGGGGAAUGGCUUUGUAAACAAGCACCUUGGUCUCUCUACGGAUGUCCCGGUUAUCAAAAACUCUCUGCUUCAUUCGAAAAAAUGCUGCGCUCGCAGAGCUCAGGCGGUGUUGUAUUUCAGUGUCAUCUGUAGACCGUCCACGUUUCGCAGGCGUAGAGCAGGGUUGGGAGGGGAAUGGCUUUGUAAACAAGCACCUUGGUCUCUCUACGGAUGUCCCGGUCAUCAAAAACUCUCUGCUUCAUUCGAAAAAAUGCUGCGCUCGCAGAGCUCAGGCGGUGUUGUAUUUCAGUGUCAUCUGUAGACCGUCCACGUUUCGCAGGCGUAGAGCAGGGUUGGGAGGGGAAUGGCUUUGUAAACAAGCACCUUGGUCUCUCUACGGAUGUCCCUCUCAUCAAACACUCUCUGCUUCAUUCGAAAAAAUGCUGCGCUCGCAGAGCUCAGGCGGUGUUGUAUUUCAGUGUCAUCUGUAGACCAUCCACGUUUCGCAGGCGUAGAGCAGGGUUGGGAGGGGAAUGGCUUUGUAUACGAGCAUCUUGGUAUCUCUACGGAUGUCCCGGUCAUCAAACACUCUCUGCUUCAUUCGAAAAAAUGCUGCGCUCGCAGAGCUCAGUUGGUGUUGUAUUUCAGUGUCAAUGUUGACUUUUGUGAGAGGUGGCUGCCAAGGGAGCGGAAAUGGUCAACAUUUUCUAAUGUGACAACAUUAAGUUGUAUUUCCUCCAUUGCAGAGGGAUUGGCUGGUUCCUGUUGGAAGAGCACUUUGGUUUUCUCGAUGUUCAGUGAGAGGCCGAGCUUCUCGUCUGCUUCUGCGAAGGUGUUGAGAGUGGCUUGUAGGUCUUCUUCUGAGUGCGUGCAGACAUUAACGGCACCGAUGGAGGGAUAGAGGCAAGUAGGAUCUCUCUCCAAAGAUCCCCAAUGAAUCCUUGGCAUCUUUGGCCUGCCCCUUUGUGCCCCCUCCCCAAAUGGCAUUCACUCUCACCAUUCACCCCACUUCUCGGUUCCUGCCCACCUUGGGACCCCUUCCCCAGGAAAUGCUCCUCCUCCUCGCCUCCUUCUGGGGUCCUGGCUAUGCAAUCGGGGCUCUUGCUUCUCAGAUAUGGGGCAGCUCCACCUCAACCUAAUGCAAGACCCCCAUUGCCCCCGUUUCCCUGGCCUUCAAGCUUCAGCGGGGCAACAAAUAAAGGGACUGCUGCUGUGCUUCUGGACUUGGUUUUUUCCGUACAUCCCUUCCUCCUGAUGCUCUCUGUCUAGGUCAAUAAACCAGAAUCCGUCUCCUC
Anolis carolinensis (green anole) is the source of this 12170-nucleotide messenger RNA. RefSeq names its product mucin-2-like. Bases 1 to 4353 code for a protein of 1450 amino acids. Lineage: Eukaryota; Metazoa; Chordata; Lepidosauria; Squamata; Anolidae. The transcript has 2 exons. The record is from RefSeq and is a predicted model, not a curated record.